AGGCGAGAACCGGCCGGUUCGGGUUGCUUUGGGAACCGUAGAUGGGGUAGGGUGGAUCUCCGCGGGGACUCCGAGAGGAUGAGUGGCUGAGGGGCAUAAUGGGGGAGGCGGCCGUGGCCGCGGGGCCUUGCCCACUGCGCGAGGACAGCUUCACGCGUUUCUCGUCGCAGAGCAAUGUGUACGGGCUUGCUGGCGGCGGGAGGGGGCGCGGGGAGCUGCUGGCCGCCACCCUUAAAGGCAAGGUGCUCGGCUUUCGCUACCAAGACCUCCGACAGAAAAUCCGGCCAGUGGCCAAGGAGCUGCAGUUCAACUACAUCCCCGUGGAUGCCGAGAUCGUCUCCAUCGACACCUUCAACAAGUCACCCCCAAAGCGGGGUCUGGUCGUGGGGAUCACGUUCAUCAAGGACUCAGGGGACAAGGGCAGCCCCUUCCUUAACAUUUACUGCGACUAUGAGCCUGGCUCCGAGUACAACCUUGACUCCAUCGCCCAGAGCUGUCUGAACCUGGAGCUCCAGUUCACUCCUUUCCAGCUGUGCCACGCAGAGGUCCAGGUUGGGGAUCAAAUGGAGACCGUGUUCCUUCUGAGUGGGAAUGAUCCGGCCAUUCAUCUCUAUAAGGAGAACGAGGGGCUACAUCAGUUCGAGGAACAGCCUGUGGAAAACCUCUUCCCUGAGCUCACGAACCUGACCAGUAGUGUCCUCUGGCUUGAUGUCCACAACCUCCCCGGCACUUCCCGGCGCCUCUCCGCGCUCGGCUGUCAGAGUGGUUACGUCCGUGUCGCCCACGUGGACCAGCAGACUCGAGAGGUUUUGCAGACGUGGACAGUCCUGCAGGAUGGCCCCAUCUCCCGAGUGAUCGUGUUCAGCCUCUCGGCCCCUGAGGAGCCCAAGGGCAGGCCGCGACUGGAAGAGUACAGCGUGCUCGUGGCCAGCAUGUUGGAACCUGCAGUGGUGUACUGGGACCUGUUGAACCAAGGCCUCGAGGACCAACUCCUCCUGCCCAGCAGUGAUCAAUUUGACAGCGUCCUCUGUGGCCUGGUCACCGACGUGGACUUGGAUGGGCAGCCAGAAGUCCUGGUGGCCACCUACGGACAGGAGCUGCUCUGUUACAAGUACUGCGGCCCAGAGUCUGGGAGCCCUGAGGCUGAGCGUGGCUUCCGUCUGUUGUGGCAGCGGGGCUUCUCCAGCCCCCUGCUGGCCAUGGCUCACGUGGACCUGACCGGGGACGGGCUGCGGGAGCUUGCCGUGGUCUCCUUGAAGGGUGUGCACAUCCUGCAGCACAGCCUGAUCCAGGCCUCAGAGCUGGUCCUGGCCCGGCUUCGGCAUCAAGUGGAGCAGAAGAGGCGUCGGCCACAAGCGCUGGGGGAUAGGGUGGGGCCAGGGCCUGCUGAGACCCCAGCCUCCUGAGCACCCACCGCCUGCUCUUGCCAGGCCUGCGGCAGCACGUGGAAUACUCACUUCCAGCUAAUGGGGGGGGGGUGUAGGUGUUCGAAAGACGGACUGCCCCUUGCCCCUCACCCCCAGGACUGUGGAGCUGUGAGUUCCUGCCCUGGCGUUGCCCCAUGCACACUGAUCCCGGCUGACCCACUUCUCUCUCCUGCCUCAGUGUCCCUGUUUGAAAAUGGGGAUGACCCCCCUUGUCCCCUUCUUAGUGAGAACUGGUCGGUGUCAGUUACUUACACGCACGGAGGAACAAAGCUCUCAGUUGUCUUUG
Molecule: messenger RNA, 1713 nt
Organism: Tupaia belangeri chinensis (Chinese tree shrew)
Lineage: Eukaryota; Metazoa; Chordata; Mammalia; Scandentia; Tupaiidae
Gene: KPTN
Product: kaptin, actin binding protein
Exons: 12
Coding region: 99-1406 (435 amino acids)
Biological process (GO): actin filament organization; negative regulation of TORC1 signaling; cellular response to amino acid starvation
Cellular component (GO): lamellipodium; KICSTOR complex; actin cytoskeleton
Molecular function (GO): actin filament binding
Source: RefSeq, a predicted model, not a curated record